Diatraea saccharalis (sugarcane borer) is the source of this 1803-nucleotide messenger RNA. NCBI's taxonomy places the organism in Eukaryota, Metazoa, Arthropoda, Insecta, Lepidoptera, Crambidae. The record is from the annotation of a GenBank genome assembly.
AGUAGCAAACAACCUCUAACGCAGAACGGACGGUCGCUCCGUCUUUCAUUUAUCAGUUAUCGACUAACGUUAUAAUAAAAAAACUUCAUCGAUACGUGAAAUAUAGGUGACUCAAGGUAUCAAUAAUGUGCGGCAUUUGGGCAACUUUUGGUGUGGAUGGUGGUUUAAGCGCUACCUGCAUCAAAUGUUUUUCGAGCAUAGUCCACCGUGGUCCUGAUGCAUGGCGUAUAGAGCAAGAUGCGAGGGAACCCCUUGCAAUCUUCGGCUUCCAAAGGCUUACCAUUGUGGACUCUCUACACGGCAUGCAGCCUAUGCGCCUCCACGCAUUUCCCCGCACCACACUUAUAUGUAAUGGUGAAAUAUACAACUGUAAACGCCUACAAAAACAACACGACUUUCCAUACGAAACCAAGUGCGAUGUAGAAGCAAUCAUUCAUUCCUAUCAUAAAUUUGGAAUCGCAGACACUGUGAAGAACCUCGACGGCGUGUUUGCAUUCUGUCUGGUAGAUGGGGAAAAAAGAAAGAUUUAUAUCGCUAGAGAUCCGUAUGGCGUCCGACCCCUUUUCAAACUUCAUGAUUUAGAUAACGAUGUUUUAGCAAUUUGCUCCGAAGCAAAGGGUCUUAUCGGAUUAAAGCAAAAGGCUAGCAAGAAGUCCACAUUAGGACAAUUUCCACCUGGCCAUUUCGAAGUUUGGUCUAUGUUGGAUAGCGGUAAAGUACAAUUAGAUUACACCGAACAAUAUUACAAACCUGGAUUGGCUCCGCGUUUUGUGCCUUUUGUGCCAGAAGAAGAGCUUGAGAAGCUAAAUGUUUAUGAAAAGACCGCUUAUUUAUUGGAAGCAGCAUGUAAAAAACGAUUAAUGGCUGAUAGAAGAAUCGGUUGCCUACUAAGCGGUGGUUUAGACUCCUCACUCGUAACAGCAUUGGUUGUUAAACUUGCUAAGGAAAUUAAACUCCCUUAUAAAAUCCAAACGUUCGCAAUAGGUAUGGGAGAUUCACCUGAUCUAGUAGCAGCAAGAACCGUAGCAGAAUAUCUUGGUACGGAGCAUCAUGAAAUUCAAUUUGAUGAGAAAGACGUUAAAGAUGCAUUAGACAACGUUAUUUAUCACUUGGAAUCUUUUGAUAUAACAACAAUUCGCGCUAGUCUUCCUAUGUAUCUGUUGUCGAAGUACAUCAAAAACAAUACUGACACUACAGUAAUAUUCAGCGGUGAGGGUGCCGACGAGGUGGCGCAAGGCUACAUCUAUUUUAGAGAUGCCCCUUCACCAGCUGCAGGUCACGAGGAAAGCGUACGUUUACUAUCAGAUAUUUAUUUGUACGAUGGGUUACGUGCUGAUCGAACUGUGAGUGCGUUUAGCUUAGAACUUCGUGUUCCAUUUCUAGAUAUACAAUUUACACACCAUUACUUAAGUUUAGACCCAAAACUUCGCCAACCACAGGACGGAGUGGAGAAACAUUUAUUGAGAAGCAGUUUUGAUAAAAGUGGUUUGCUACCAGAUUCAAUAUUAUGGAGACACAAAGAGGCUUUCAGUGAUGGAGUGGCGUCAAUUAAAAAAUCCCUGUUCACCAUAAUAGCUGAAAUAAUAGAAGAAAGAUAUAAAGAUGAAAACGACAAUUUCGAAGGAGUUAUACCCAAAACAACAGAGUCUAGAUAUUAUCGCACAGUUUUUGAAAAGUCCUUCCCUGGACAACAUAACUUUACACCCUACUAUUGGAUGCCUAAAUGGGUGCAGGUUUCGGACCCAUCCGCAAGAUUCAUUAAGCACUAUGCAGCGAAAUGAUAAAUAAAACAAUAUAUUGAUC